CUCACUUCCACCUGCCGCGCCGUCGGGAGCCGGGAGGAGGCGGGGACCCGCUAUCCCAGCCAAUGAGCGACGCCGGCGCUGGCAGCUGCCGCUAUAAAGGGCUGGGGGCGGCGGCAGUGCGACCCAGAGCGCGGAGCGCGCAGCGCGGGCCGGUGGGAGGGAGGCAGGGCGGGCGAGAGGAGAGGAUCCAUCACCCGGCACGGGACAGGCCGGACAGUGGGCCCGCCGCAGAAGGCAGGGCUGCCGAGAUCUCAGUCAGAAAGAACGACUUCUUCGGGCCCCGCGGGACCGCGAUCCCGGCACCCUCUACCGCGCGCCCGCUCCUUCCAUCCACCUGCCGCCGGGGGUCUGGCCGUCGAAGCGCGCAUCCCCAGGCUCGGGUCAAUUCCCGGCCCUCGAGGGCGCCGCCGCCUCCAUCUCCGCCUCUGCAGCGUCCGCAGCCGCAGACGCCCGGGCGGGACCCCGGCGUGAGCACCAGGCGCCCCCCUAGGAGUGCACGACCCCCGGAGCCGCCCUCGAUACGGACCGCGCCCGCCGGGCACACAAGAAUGGUCACUAUACUGGGGGCCAUGGAGUCUCAGGUUGGGGGGGGGCCGGCCGGCCCGGCCCUGCCCAACGGGCCACUCCUUGGGACAAACGGAGCUACUGACGACAGCAAGACCAACCUCAUCGUCAACUACCUACCCCAGAACAUGACACAGGACGAGUUCAAGAGUCUCUUCGGCAGCAUUGGGGACAUAGAAUCCUGCAAGUUGGUUCGGGAUAAGAUCACAGGGCAGAGCCUGGGCUACGGGUUUGUGAACUACUCUGACCCCAAUGAUGCAGACAAAGCCAUCAACACCCUCAAUGGCCUCAAACUGCAGACCAAGACCAUCAAGGUGUCCUAUGCACGCCCCAGUUCUGCCUCUAUCCGGGAUGCCAACCUGUACGUCAGUGGCCUCCCCAAGACUAUGAGCCAGAAGGAGAUGGAGCAGCUCUUCUCCCAGUACGGCCGAAUCAUCACCUCCAGAAUCCUGCUGGACCAGGCCACAGGUGUCUCUCGGGGCGUGGGAUUCAUUCGUUUUGACAAGAGGAUCGAGGCAGAGGAGGCCAUCAAGGGACUGAAUGGGCAGAAACCACUGGGUGCCGCCGAGCCUAUCACGGUCAAAUUUGCAAACAACCCAAGUCAGAAGACAGGGCAGGCCCUGCUCACCCACCUGUACCAGUCCUCUGCCAGGCGCUACGCUGGUCCCCUGCAUCAUCAGACACAGCGUUUCCGGCUGGACAAUUUGCUCAACAUGGCCUAUGGAGUCAAGAGUCCCCUGUCGCUCAUCGCCAGGUUCUCCCCAAUCGCCAUCGAUGGCAUGAGUGGCCUGGCAGGCGUGGGCUUGUCCGGAGGCGCUGCAGGCGCUGGCUGGUGCAUCUUCGUGUACAACCUGUCCCCAGAAGCUGAUGAGAGCGUGCUGUGGCAGCUUUUCGGACCCUUUGGGGCGGUCACCAAUGUCAAGGUCAUCCGAGAUUUCACCACCAACAAGUGCAAGGGCUUCGGCUUCGUCACCAUGACCAACUACGAUGAAGCAGCCAUGGCCAUCGCCAGCCUAAAUGGCUAUCGCCUGGGCGAGCGCGUGCUGCAGGUGUCCUUCAAGACCAGCAAGCAGCACAAGGCCUGAGCGUUUACCG
This is a messenger RNA of Mastomys coucha (southern multimammate mouse), 1659 nucleotides long. It is a transcript of the gene Elavl3, whose product is annotated as ELAV like RNA binding protein 3. Gene Ontology annotation, molecular function: RNA binding. The transcript has 7 exons. Gene Ontology annotation, cellular component: ribonucleoprotein complex. The record is from RefSeq and is a predicted model, not a curated record. The coding region runs from base 63 to 1649 and encodes 528 amino acids. Lineage: Eukaryota; Metazoa; Chordata; Mammalia; Rodentia; Muridae.